This is a messenger RNA of Epinephelus lanceolatus (giant grouper), 1848 nucleotides long. Its product is annotated as interleukin-1 receptor type 1. Gene Ontology annotation, molecular function: interleukin-1 receptor activity. NCBI's taxonomy places the organism in Eukaryota, Metazoa, Chordata, Actinopteri, Perciformes, Serranidae. The record is from RefSeq and is a predicted model, not a curated record. Gene Ontology annotation, biological process: signal transduction.
CAGGGGAGGAGAUGAAGACAGAAGAAGACAGAGUCUGACUUGAUCCCCUUCGGCUGUCAGCGUGCACUCACACAAGGAAAUGGAUACUCCCCGACUUGGCUUCUUCAUCUUCAUUGUGAUAACUGCAACUGCAUCUUCAGCAUCUUUAAAGACAACUGAGUCCCAGUGUAUGGACCUAAACACGGAUUCUUUCAGACUUUUUGAAGGGGAGGCAUUUCGUUUUGUGCCCCAUGAGCUCGGCAAUAAUGUCCCUGAUGAUGAGGUCACAUGGUACAAAAAUAACUCCCAAAUCAAUAUCACCACUGAUGAGAACCAGAACGUACAUUACCACGGUGGAGCACUCUUUUUCUUAAACCUCUGCAGUGAAAACUCCGGCCUUUACAUUGCCAGGCAAGAAGAGCCAUCAGGACGGUGUUACAACUAUUUUUUACAAGUUGACGUCUUCAAACGAAGCAAUCCAAUGGAAAAAAAAUUCCUCUAUGGAUCCAUUGAAGACUCUGCUGUGGCCAAACAGAUCCCAUGUCCAGAUCCUGUCCACAACACAUGUACCUCGUUGGCGGGAACUUUCUCCUGGAGCACGCAACCGCCCUUGCCCGAGCUGCAGACGUUCACUAGCCCUGAAGAUCGUCAAAAAGCUGACCUGUGGAUUAAGACGGAUACUGACGCUCACAAUGGCAUCUACACUUGCACUUGUACCUGGAAACACAAUAACAAGGAGUACAAAUCGACUGCCUCCAGGGAGGUAAAGCAUCAAGAGAUAGAGGUCCACGUUCCGGUGGAGAUCAUUUCUCCAACCAACAAGGAGCAGCUUGCUGAUGAAGGCGCUGGGAUGAAGCUGAACUGCUCAGUUUACUGUGGGAUAAAUGUGAAAUCUCACUGCAAGUCCACGUGGGAGGUUAAUGGAGUCUCUGUCCAGGAGCGUGAUGGAUACCGUCAAACCUCAAAAGUAAACCUAGAGAGUCCCUCACAGACGACCAUCUCCACUGCAACCCUGGUCAUUGACAGAGUGUCUGCUGAAGAUUUCAAGACUGAGUUUAAAUGCAUCGGCGUAGGCUUCUCUACAAAUAACUUUACCAUUAUAACUCUGAAGCGGAGAGAGUCAAUAAUUCCACUCGUCAGCGGAGGCGUGUGUGUGUUGCUUUUUGGUGUGUUUGCCGCCAUGCUGGUCAAAUGCUUCGCCAUCGACCUCGCUCUCUUCUUCAGACGCUGCAUCCCACUAAGCAGCUACAAAAAAGAUAUGAGGAUGUACGAUGCCUACGUGGUUUACCAAAUGCAGAGCAUGGACAAGGACACUGAGGACGCACUCUGUCAGUUCAUCUCAAAGAUACUGCCGUCCGUCCUCGAGGAAAAGUGCGGAUAUCGACUCUUCAUCCACGGGAGGGACGACAUACCCGGGGAAGACCGUCUGGAGCUGGUGGAGGACUGCAUGAAGCAGAGCAAGAGGCUGAUGGUCAUCCUCACCCCGGGCUCAGGAUCAGAGUUGGAGAAUGCAGACGGACCUCCUGCCUCGCCCCAAACCUCAGUGAUAGGAGGCUUCGACUGGCAGUUGGGGCUCCACCAUGCACUGGUCCAGAGGGAAAUGAGCGUGAUUCUGAUCCAGCUUGGGGAUACUGGGCCAAAAGGAUACACACACCUUCCUGCUGGUCUGCAGCACCUGAUUCAAAAGAGUGCCCCCAUCAGGUGGCCAGAGGGUUCGCGGGGCGCCACAGCCUGGAACUCACGCUUCUGGAAGAGAGUAAGAUACCUGAUGCCUGCAACACCUGCCAAAAAAUGUCUGCAGUCUGGUAUUAUUUGAAACUCUUAUGAGUUUACUGUGGCUUUACUGGAAUGAUAAUUAGCAUGUGUAAU